UCCAAUGAGUGAGGAGCUUCCGGGUGGGGCUGGGGGGUCUGUGGAGGAGAUGUUUCCAUCAUUGGAAACAUUGUCGAAACACCAGCUGGGAUCAGACCUUGCUCUUGGCCCUGGAGAUGUGUCCCAACCACCUGGGUUGAGGCCCCUGCCAUGGUAACCGGUGCUGACGGGAACCCAGAGACGAUUUUUCUGACACCCAGGACAAAGCAGCAGGUGAAGAUUCUCUGAAAGCCAAGACCAGUGGUUGAACGUGCAGGCUUGGACUUAGAGCCCAAAUCCAGGCCCAACCACUUGCCAGCUGUGCGACCUCAGACAUGAGCCUCUGCUCUCUGAAUCUCAUGCUGCUUGUUAUCGAAAGAGCGUACUGAUAUCUCGGCCAUGGGACCGUGUGAAUCAGAUUCAAAGCUUGAAAUCUGGGGAGAGGAAAGCCAGUGACCCCCCGAGCAGCUGAGUUCGCCUGAAGGGAAUUGGAGCGUAGAGCCCGGGAGUCCUGACCCGCUGCCUUCCCUCCUGCAGGUCGGUAGGACGGUCCCGCGGGUGGCACUACGUGGAGACGAAGUGCCCAGAGUGGUUCCUUCCAGGUGUCUUCUUCCUGCCCCCACCAAAGCCUGAGCCUCACCUACGCCCACAGCUGCCCUGCAAGUUCAUCAUGCUGACGGAAGACAUGAAGUUCUGGCAUGGCUUAGUGAUCGCAGUGGUGUCCCUCAUUCUACAGACCUGCCUCUUCGCUGCCAUCAACUACCUGCUCAGCAGGCACAUGGCCAGCCAGAGUGAGCGGAUCCUGAAAGGGGCCAGGCUCCAGGCCCCCUGGUCCAGCCUUGCGCAGCGUCAGCCAUGUGCUGCCACGGAGGAGACGCGAAGCGCUCCUGUGUCUGCGCCCCGUCACAGGCAUGACAGUGACACGUCCUCAGAUAGCUCCAACAGCGCGGACGUCUCCGGCAGCUUGCCUCCCACCUGCCAGGCCACCAAGGACGUGAAUUACACACAAGUGGUCUUUUCAGCCCCUGGAGGACUAAAAACUGAACCUGCCCUGGACUAUGAGAACAUAAAGGAAACCACAGACUAUGUCAAUGUCAAUCCAAAAAGCCACAGGCCCAAUUUCUGGACUUUUGUGAACCCUGCUAACUCUGAGUCGGUAGAAUACACUCAGGUGGCCAUGUGAAUUCUGGGGUUUUAAUGGGGUGCAGUUCUCUACAAAUUUUUGCACUUAUUUUGGAAGGGAAUGACUGUUUUUUGUGUUUUGUUUUGUUUUGUUUUGUUUUUUAAACAAGGCAUAGGAGAAUAAGUAGACCUGUAUCUCAUUCAGCAAGAAAGAUUCAGGUCAGCUGUCAAGUAGAACUUCCAGGAUAAGUAUGAAUGAGUGGAGAUAUCAGUAGAGAAAGCGGUAAUGUCUUUCUCCACAGAAAAUUGUGGAAAAAAAAAUGUUCGAUCAGCUGUAGCAGAGUUCUGUUUGGUAACCUUACCGUUAAAAUGACUCUCCGGGCUUUUUAAUUUUUUGGCAAUAAACAACUUCCUUAAAAAUUUUAAA
Lynx canadensis (Canada lynx) is the source of this 1528-nucleotide messenger RNA. RefSeq names its product regulator of hemoglobinization and erythroid cell expansion (gene RHEX). The record is from RefSeq and is a predicted model, not a curated record. The coding region runs from base 650 to 1162 and encodes 170 amino acids. The transcript is spliced from 8 exons. Gene Ontology annotation, cellular component: plasma membrane. Lineage: Eukaryota; Metazoa; Chordata; Mammalia; Carnivora; Felidae.